GAGCCGUAUUGAACAAGUUCAGCCGAAUAGACACUUGAAGCAGGUUUUUUCCCUUUAUCUGUCGAGUGAUCGCGAAGGGUGACCUCCUUGUGGACCUCCUGACCGCUUUUACAAACUCUUCCCUCUGACUUUUGUCCCAUAGUUUUCUGUUUUCUCCGAUUCUCACUAAUAGGGACGCGAGCUGGUUCCUCGCAUCGCUCACCCUGACGUAGGUGUCGGAGGGUUCGCGCUCUAGCCACUUGGCGUCGAUCAUAGCGGCGCGUCGAAAAUCAGCAGCCGUAUGUCGCAGCCGUGUUUCGAAGUUUCAUUAAAAUUUCUAAAAAUGAAAAUGUUGGAAUGGAAUAUUCUGAUAAUCGAAGACAAGGGAUUUUCUAAAAAGUCGAAAUCAUUUUGCACCAUGGACACGGACUCGAUGUUAGGGACGAUGCUGGCGAUGGGGUUUCCUAAAAACAGGGCGCAAAGAGCUCUGUCCGCUACGAGCAGUAUUGAAAAUGCCAUUUCCUGGCUGGACGAGCAUCGAGACGACCCGGAUAUUGACGAGCCGAUGGCUGCGGACGAGGCGAGCGCGCCGGGCGAAGAGGGGUCACCCAUGACCAAGGAGCAGAUCGACGCCUCGAUUUCGAAACUGAGGGCCCAGGCGCUGGAGAAGAGGAAGGAGAGAGAAGAGCAAGCUAGGGCCCAGGAGUUUCAGAGGGAGAAGGAGCGCAGAGAGGCGGCGCAGAAGGCGAAGCGAACCCUGGACGAGCAGAGGACGCUCAAGGAGAAGUUGGAGAUGGAAAAGGCGGCGGAGCAAAAGAGACAGGACAAGUUGUAUUUGGAGAGGUUGAGAAGACAAAUCAAGGAGGACAGAGAGGAAAGACUGAUCCGCAGUGGCAAGGUGCCGGUCUCGCAAUCUAGCGACGCGUCCGCGAUUCGCGAGACUGCCGCUGCCAGAAGGGUGGGCGAGUCCAAAAAUAACACAGAAAAGUAUGAAUAA
Molecule: messenger RNA, 976 nt
Organism: Schistocerca gregaria
Lineage: Eukaryota; Metazoa; Arthropoda; Insecta; Orthoptera; Acrididae
Product: UBX domain-containing protein 1-like
Exons: 5
Coding region: 281-976 (231 amino acids)
Molecular function (GO): protein binding
Source: RefSeq, a predicted model, not a curated record